AGUCACUAAAGAAUCGGCCUAUGGUGCUGGCGUGUGAUAUCUGGUCGAGCCGUAUACGUGUGCCGUGCGUAAGUGCUGCGUGCUCCCGUGCGUGUGCGUGCGCGUGCGAGAGGCUAGGCGCUAAACCCAAAGAAUAUCGAGUCCCGCUUUUAUUCAAAGCUGACCUCAGCCGAAGCGGAAGCUCGCAUCACCCACGCACCAACCUCGGCAGCUCCGGUACCGCUCGAGCGUAUCGUCGCCCCCUAACGAGGAGGUCAACCGUGAAUAUCAGCUAGACCCACGCAAUCGAUAAACACGGUCUCUUCCUUCAGUCGUAUGUUAGUAACUGGGUCAGUGGAGGUGGCAGAGUAGUUGGAAAUCGGAGGUUUUCAAUAGGAGACGCGGGAGGAUUUAUAGCUGGUAGUGCGAGGAAGAGCGAAAGGCAACUUGACAAACCCCUUUUUGAGAGAAUGGCAUUACCGAGUAGAGGAAGGGUUUAUGCAGACGUCAACUCACAUAAGCCCCGAGACUACUGGGACUAUGAAUCUUAUGUUGUCGAUUGGGGCCAGCAAGAUGACUACCAAUUAGUACGAAAACUUGGUCGAGGGAAAUACAGUGAGGUAUUUGAAGCGAUCAAUGUGACGAAUAACGAAAAAUGUGUCGUCAAAAUAUUAAAGCCAGUGAAGAAGAAGAAGAUUAAACGAGAAAUCAAAAUCCUAGAGAACCUUAGGGGUGGGACCAACAUCAUCACGUUGCAAGCUGUCGUUAAAGAUCCAGUGUCGCGAACGCCAGCGUUGAUAUUCGAACAUGUUAAUAAUACGGAUUUCAAACAGCUUUAUCAGACACUCACAGAUUAUGACAUAAGAUACUACCUCUACGAAUUGUUAAAGGCACUGGAUUAUUGCCACAGCCUGGGCAUUAUGCACAGAGACGUGAAGCCGCACAACGUAAUGAUCGAUCACGAAAAUCGGAAGCUGCGGUUAAUCGACUGGGGAUUGGCGGAAUUUUACCAUCCAGGACAAGAGUACAACGUGCGCGUCGCCUCGCGUUAUUUCAAGGGGCCAGAACUACUCGUGGACUAUCAGAUGUACGACUAUUCGCUGGACAUGUGGUCGCUGGGCUGUAUGCUAGCGAGUAUGAUAUUCAGGAAAGAGCCUUUCUUCCAUGGCCACGACAACUACGACCAGCUGGUCAGGAUCGCCAAGGUCCUGGGUACGGAGGAGCUUUUCGAGUACCUAGAGAAGUACCACAUCGAUCUCGAUCCACGUUUCAACGACAUCCUUGGCCGACACUCGCGUAAACGCUGGGAACGUUUCGUCCAUUCGGAGAAUCAGCAUCUGGUCUCUCCCGAGAGCCUUGACUUCCUUGACAAGCUGUUACGCUAUGACCACUACGAAAGACUCACUGCUCGCGAGGCUAUGGAACAUCCGUAUUUCUAUCCCAUAGUGAAGGAGCAGGGUCGGCUUACAAUAGUAUCGUCGUCACCUACUCCCAUGCCGGGCUCAUUGCCUCUAGACGAGUAGCGGCCCAGGUGACCACGGCGUGGCGGUGGGCAACUAGCCGGCAUUCGGGUCCGGCAAGGCGAACAGAGUCGGGGGCGAGAGUCCGCGGCCUUCGGAGGACCCUCCACCCUCGCGCAUCGCGUCCGCUCGAGGACAUCCCUCGAUUCAGCAGUGGCCGCGAACUUCGCACCGAACGCCGCCGAGCAGGAAAUCAAGACCGAGCCCGGGCCGGAGGACGCGCCGGCCCUCCAACGCGGCGUCCACGGGCCGUCGACGUCGGUCGGAGCGCGAGCGGACCCGCAGCGAAACUGCGCGGUGCCCUUCCGAGACGGGACGGUGGGGCGGUUCCUCUUACCGUCGCCUCUUCUAUUGCCAUGGUUUAUGGUUUUGGAAUCGCUUCGCUACCGGCGUCUCGCGCUCGAGCGGCCGGUCUCCUUCUCGACUCGCAGAUGAUCGCGCGAGUCGGGUGGGACACCGCCGGAAGCCUUCCGGACGGGGUCUCGACGACGCCACCAGGGUACGAUCGGAGGGCUCGCGCGAACUCGCCUCUAUUGGUGGACGGUGAUCGAGCGGCGGGGGAGCGGCCGUACCGCUCCGGACCGUGAGAUCCUCGGGUGGAGUGUCGUCUGUCCUCCUCUCCUCGGCCGAUCUUAACGAGCGACGACCCCCUUGGGGACGGAACUCCAUCUCGAGGGUCCCCGAAUCCGGGUUGACUCUUCCAGGCCGCCGCUGCGCCGUGGUCCACCGAAGCCCACGUACAGCGCGUAUAGAGGCACGUCAGUAUUCCGUAGGAGCCGUUCGGAGGAGGUACCACCGUGGCGUUGGCCGAGGAAAGAGAAAUAUACAUAUAUCGACGAGGGGCCGGGCCUCGCAAGCGGAACUCCAUCCGGAGGGUACGACCGGCGAGCACCCUCCGGGUGAAGUCGCCCGCCUUGGCACGACUCCCGUCCGGAAGGCGGCCCGGGCUCGACGGACGCGCCGCGGCGCUCGCGGGGUGGAACGUCGCGCGGGCGCGCGCGCGCUCUCCCCCGCCCACCCUCCUUUUUGCGCGCGAGGGCAACCGGCGAGCGCGCGCUCGCGCGCGUGUAUAUACAUACGUGCACAUACACACAUACACACUCACACACGCGACACCCACGAAAGCGCGGAAAGCGGAAUAACGCGGGACGCGCGACUCACACUCGACACGUAACUACUUGUACCCUAGGUCAUUCAGUUUAGUAUAUUUAACGACGAUGAAAAUGUUCAUUUAUAUCUGAUAUCACGAUGAUAGCUGAAUAAAAUGUUUGUUAUAGCCAA
This is a messenger RNA of Orussus abietinus, 2780 nucleotides long. It is a transcript of the gene CkIIalpha, whose product is annotated as casein kinase II subunit alpha. Gene Ontology annotation, cellular component: protein kinase CK2 complex; cytosol; nucleus. The coding region runs from base 450 to 1502 and encodes 350 amino acids. The transcript has 8 exons. Gene Ontology annotation, molecular function: protein serine/threonine kinase activity; ATP binding. Gene Ontology annotation, biological process: protein phosphorylation. NCBI's taxonomy places the organism in Eukaryota, Metazoa, Arthropoda, Insecta, Hymenoptera, Orussidae. The record is from RefSeq and is a predicted model, not a curated record.